Ciona intestinalis (vase tunicate) is the source of this 350-nucleotide messenger RNA. The record is from RefSeq and is a predicted model, not a curated record. NCBI's taxonomy places the organism in Eukaryota, Metazoa, Chordata, Ascidiacea, Phlebobranchia, Cionidae.
UAUAAUCAUCUCAAUAUGAAGUCAAGAAUCUUACCUUAUUUUCUCAACAGAUUAUACUCAUGUUUGGCAAAUGGCAGUCCAGAUGAAUUUCUCCGAGGAGAACAACUUGUUCGCGGCAAAUGUGUUCGAAAUGUUCUUCAAAUUGGAUUUCAUCUUUGCGCCAACGUUGUUCCACCUGUUAAUGCUGUCAACAAGAAUCCAUGUUCGGUGGCCGUGAUGUUUGAUAGACGAAGAAUAACUUCAUGCAGUUGCAACUGUGGCUCUAGUGCUAAGUGGUGUGCACAUGUUGUUGCACUUUGUCUUAUUCGGAUUCAACAGCCUCUAUCUGUUGCAUGAGAGCCCCGUAGGGA